Xenopus tropicalis (tropical clawed frog) is the source of this 4452-nucleotide messenger RNA. RefSeq names its product aldehyde oxidase 3 (gene aox3). Bases 261 to 4229 code for a protein of 1322 amino acids. Gene Ontology annotation, cellular component: cytoplasm. Gene Ontology annotation, molecular function: 2 iron, 2 sulfur cluster binding; aldehyde oxidase activity; metal ion binding. The transcript has 35 exons. The record is from RefSeq and is a predicted model, not a curated record. NCBI's taxonomy places the organism in Eukaryota, Metazoa, Chordata, Amphibia, Anura, Pipidae.
AGGACUUUGAUUAGGUUUUAAGCAUCAGUCUUUUCUGCUGACUUAACACUCAGGUUGAAAGCUCACAUUUCCCUUUCUCUAUGCGCCACCUUCCUCAAUAAAGUGAAAUACACUAAUUACCUGUAAUGUUUUAAAAGGUGAUGACAAGUUAGGCAAGUUCAGCUUUCCAUACAGCCCCAGGUGGUUUUUGUGCUGAAACAUUACACUUCACAAAGGACUUGCAGAUUAAUAUACGUAUAAAGGAGAUUUGCAGCGUAUGAAUGAUGGCGUUUCAGCAAGCUUCUGACUACCUAAUCUUCUAUGUCAAUGGACGGAAGGUCGUGGAAAAAAAUCCAGACCCUGAAGAUAUGCUACUUCCAUAUUUAAGGAGGAAUUUGCACCUGACAGGAACUAAAUAUGGCUGUGGAGGAGGUGGUUGUGGAGCUUGCACCGUCAUGAUCUCCACUGUGCACCCAGUCUCCAAGAAGAUAAUACACUAUCCAGCAUUGGCUUGCCUCCUCCCUAUAUGUUCUCUCUAUGGAAAUGCUGUGACAACUACAGAAGGAAUAGGAAAUUCCACAACCAAACUGCACCCGGUUCAGGAGAGAAUAGCCAAAGCUCAUGGAUCUCAGUGUGGGUUCUGCACGCCUGGAAUGGUGAUGUCUAUAUACACCUUGCUAAGGAAUCACCCAGAACCCACAAUGGAGCAGAUACUGAGUGCUUUGUCAGGAAACCUCUGUCGGUGUACAGGAUAUAGGCCAAUUCUCGAUGGUUGUAAAACUUUUUCCAAAGAUUGUUGUUUAAAUGAAAAAAAAGAACAUAGGCUGGAAGAAGUAAAGAGCUUUCCUAAACUGUUUUAUGAAAAAGACUUCUUGCCUUUGGAUCCAACGCAGGACCUAAUCUUCCCUCCAGAGUUAAUGAUGAUGUUCAAUAGCCAGAAAAAGAUGAAUGUUUUCCUCGGAGAAAGAAUAACGUGGUAUUCUCCUUCAACACUUGAUGAAAUUCUAGAACUGAAGACUAAGUAUCCCAGUGCACCCCUUGUUGUUGGGAAUACAGCCCUAGGUCCUCAGAUGAAGUUCCAAGGAGUCAUUCACCCUGUGCUCAUCUCACCAGUCAGGGUCAUGGAUCUGUACAAUGUCAGCUUGAAUGAUAUGGGAAUAUCUAUUGGAGCUGCCUGCAGCCUCUCUCAAGUCAAGGAGAUUCUUUGUGAGAAUAUAUCUGCUAUACAGGAAGAUAAAGCCAAGAUAUUCCAUGCACUUCUACAGCAUCUCGGCACACUGGCGGGAGAGCAAAUCCGCAGCAUGGCGUCUAUAGGAGGACACAUCAUCAGCAAACGUACCAUAAGCGACUUAAACCCAAUACUUGCUGCAGGAGGUGCCAUACUGAAUUUUGCUUCCAAAGGAGAAACUAGACAGGUCGAACUGAAUGAAUUAUUUUUCACUGGCUCAUCACCACAGAAAUCAGAGGAAGUCUUGCUCUCUGUCUUUAUCCCUUAUUCUAAAAAGGAUGAGUUUGUGUCUGCCUUUAGACAAGCUCAAAGAGAUGAAAAUGCAAAUGCAAUUGUAAAUGCUGGAAUGAAAGUCCAUUUUGAAGAAGACACUGAUAUUGUGAAGGAAAUGGCCAUUUACUAUGGCUGUAUGGGACCUUCAACUGUAUAUGCAAAGAACACCAGUCAGGCCCUUAUAGGAAGGCACUGGGAUGAGGAGAUGCUGAACGAAGCUUGCAAACUGAUUCUGGAAGAAAUUACUCUCUCGCCUUCAGCUCCUGGAGGAAAAGUGCAAUACAGGCGGGCUCUUACUAUCAGCUUCUUCUUUAAAUUUUACCUGCAAGUCCUACAGUGUCUGAAGAAAACAAUCAAAUCCUCUUCUGUGGCCUCAGAUUAUAUAAGUGCAAUUAAAGACUUUGAAAUAAAUACACCAAAGACCUUACAGAUUUUUCAGGAAACUGAACAAGAACAGCCAAUUGAUGAUCCUGUUGGACACCCCAUAGUGCACACAUCUGGUAUCAAACAAGCCACUGGGGAGGCAAUAUACGUGGAUGAUAUGCCUACAGUGGAUCAAGAACUUUUCAUUGCUUUUGUCACCAGCAAGAGAGCUCAUGCUAAAAUAUUGUCAAUUGAUGCAUCUGAAGCUCUUGCACUUCCUGGUGUGUGUGAUAUUAUAAGAGCAGAGGACAUCCCAGGAAAGAAUGAACUGGAUGGAUUGAACCAUUUGUUUUCAGAAGACAAAGUAGAGUGUGUGGGUCAAAUAAUCUGCGCAGUUGUGGCAGAUACUCCAAAGCAUGCAAAGCAAGCUGCCGCCAAAGUGAAGAUCGACUACCAAAAUCUAGAACCUGUUAUUCUUACUAUGGAGGACGCUAUUAAAAAUAAUUCAUUUUUUGAGCCUGAAAAGAAAAUCAUUCAUGGAAAUGCAGAGGAAGCUUUUAAAAGUGCUGACCACAUCCUUGAAGGUGAAGUCCACAUUGGAGGACAGGAACAGUUCUACAUGGAAACCAAUACUGUGCUUGUUGUGCCUAAGGGAGAAGAGAAUGAACUUGACAUCUAUGUAUCAACCCAAGAUCCAACUGGUGUACAGCUUGCAGUUGCUGCUUGCCUUAAUGUUCCUUCUAACAGAGUUAUGUGCCACGUGAAGCGUGUUGGAGGCGCGUUUGGAGGCAAGAUCACUAAGCCAUCCAUAUUUGCCUGUGCUUCAGCAGUGGCUGCUCACAAGACCAAACGCCCUGUUCGUUGUGUUCUGGAGCGUGGGGAAGACAUGCUUAUUACUGCAGGACGCCACCCAUUCUUUGGAAAAUACAAAGUGGGAUUUAUGAAUGAUGGCAGGAUUGUUGGACUAGAUGUUUCUUUCUAUACCAAUGCUGGGUGCUCCACAGAUGAAUCAAUCUUGGUCUUAGUGGUGGCCUUGAUAAAGAUGGACAAUGCCUACCACUUUCCCAACCUAACAUGUACCGCUACCGCAUGUAAGACUAACCUUCCAUCCAACACCGCUUUCCGUGGCUUUGGGUUUCCCCAAACUGGCCUGGUUACUGAGACCAUCAUGGAUGCAGUGGCUGUAAAAUGUGGGCUACAACCUCAUCAGGUGAGAGAGAAAAACAUGUACACAGGAAUUGGGAAAACCCAUUACAACCAAGAGUUUGAUUCUACUAAUCUGAUGCGAUGCUGGAAUGAGUGUAUGCAAAAGUCAAGCUACCAGAGCAGAAGAGAUGCCAUUCAAGAGUUUAACAAGGAAAACUACUGGAAAAAGAAGGGAAUUGCCAUUAUACCUCUAAAAUUUACAGUUGGCUUUGUUGAGAAAACAUAUCAUCAGGCAGCUGCUCUGGUGCAUAUUUACAGGGAUGGCUAUGUACUUGUUAGUCACAGCGGUGUGGAGAUGGGUCAGGGACUUUACACCAAGAUUGUACAGGUUGUUAGCCGAGAACUAAAGAUACCCAUGUCUUAUAUUUACAUAUGCGAAACCAGCACAGUUACUGUACCAAAUUCUAUCGCAUCUGGAGGCUCUAUCGGAACAGAUAUAACUGGGAUUGCUGUUAAGAAUGCAUGUGAUAUCCUUCAACAGAGACUGGAACCCAUAAUCAGUAGGAAUCCCAAUGGCAAAUGGGAGGAAUGGGUUUCAGAGGCCUUUGAACAAAGAAUUAGCCUUUCAUCAACUGGAUAUUACAGGGGAUAUGACACUUACAUGGACUGGGAGAAGGGAGAGGGUCACGCUGGUCCUUAUUAUAUUUUUGGUGCUGCAUGUUCCGAGAUCGAGCUUGACUGUCUGACUGGAAAGUACAAUAACCUGCGCACUGAUAUUGUUAUGGACCUGGGACAGAGCAUUAAUCCAGGAAUAGACAUUGGACAGGUUGAAGGGGCAUUUACCCAAGGAUUUGGUCUGUACACAACGGAGGAACUUCAAUAUUCCCCUUUUGGGUCAUUGUACACAUUGGGCCCUGAUAAAUAUAUAAUGCCAGCUGUGUGUGAUAUUCCAAGAGAAUUUAAUGUUUAUUUACUAGCUUCAUCCAAUAAUCCAUAUACCAUCUACUCAUCAAAGGGUGUUGGUGAGACUGCCCUGUUCUUGGGGUGCUCUGUGUUCUUUGCUAUCAAAGAUGCAAUAGACUCUGCUCGUGCCGAACGUGGGUUAUCCAAGGACUUCACCUUAAACAGUCCAGCAGGUCCUGAGAGGAUCAGAAUGGCUUGCUCAGAUUAUCUAACCAACAUGAUCCCCAAAGAUGAAGCUGGUACCUACAACCCAUGGUGUGUGGAUGUGUCCAAAUGACACUGUGUACUGCCUUCCAUAUGAAACCAAAAUAACUGUAUGAAUAGUAACCAAUCCAAUCAGUUAAUUUUAAUAUGUUCUGUUAAUACAUUGUGGAGAGUAAUCCCUGUACAAAUAUGAACUUAUCAACUUAUCAAACAUCUUGUACACACAUUGAGCAAUAUGAAAAAUACUGAUUGCUUCCUCUGGGCUCAAUAAAUUGUCUUUGCAGUUUCUUUGUGAA